Molecule: messenger RNA, 6213 nt
Organism: Hippopotamus amphibius kiboko
Lineage: Eukaryota; Metazoa; Chordata; Mammalia; Artiodactyla; Hippopotamidae
Gene: KCNMA1
Product: potassium calcium-activated channel subfamily M alpha 1
Exons: 29
Coding region: 138-3842 (1234 amino acids)
Biological process (GO): potassium ion transport; transmembrane transport
Cellular component (GO): postsynaptic membrane
Molecular function (GO): large conductance calcium-activated potassium channel activity
Source: RefSeq, a predicted model, not a curated record
CCCCGCCCCCUCCCCGUGCUCCGCGGCGGCGGCGGCGGCGGCAGUAGCGGCAAUAUGGCUGUUGAUGGGUGUUCGGGGUGGCGCUGGCGGCGGGAGGAGCUCCCCCGAGCCCCUGCGCCGGCUGCCCGCUGCUAGCUAUGGCAAAUGGUGGCGGCGGCGGCGGCGGCAGCAGCAGCGGCGGCGGCGGCGGCGGCGGAGGCAGCAGUCUUAGAAUGAGUAGCAAUAUCCACGCGAACCAUCUCAGCCUAGACGCGUCCUCCUCCUCCUCCUCUUCCUCCUCCUCCUCUUCCUCCUCCUCCUCUUCCUCCUCGUCCUCGGUCCACGAGCCCAAGAUGGAUGCGCUCAUCAUCCCGGUGACCAUGGAGGUGCCGUGCGACAGCCGGGGCCAACGCAUGUGGUGGGCUUUCCUGGCCUCCUCCAUGGUGACUUUCUUCGGGGGCCUCUUCAUCAUCUUGCUCUGGCGGACGCUCAAGUACCUGUGGACCGUUUGCUGCCACUGCGGGGGCAAGACGAAGGAGGCCCAGAAGAUUAACAAUGGCUCAAGCCAGGCGGAUGGCACUCUCAAGCCAGUGGACGAAAAAGAGGAGGCGGUGGCAGCCGAGGUCGGCUGGAUGACCUCCGUGAAAGACUGGGCGGGGGUUAUGAUAUCUGCCCAGACGCUGACCGGCAGAGUCCUGGUUGUCUUAGUCUUUGCUCUCAGCAUUGGUGCACUUGUAAUAUACUUCAUAGAUUCGUCAAACCCAAUAGAAUCCUGCCAGAAUUUCUACAAAGAUUUCACAUUACAGAUCGACAUGGCUUUCAACGUGUUCUUCCUUCUCUACUUUGGCUUGCGGUUUAUUGCAGCCAACGAUAAGCUGUGGUUCUGGCUGGAAGUGAACUCUGUAGUAGAUUUCUUCACGGUCCCCCCCGUGUUUGUGUCUGUGUACUUAAACAGAAGUUGGCUUGGUUUGAGAUUUUUAAGAGCUCUCAGAUUGAUCCAGUUUUCAGAAAUUUUGCAGUUUCUGAACAUCCUAAAAACAAGUAAUUCCAUCAAGCUGGUGAACCUGCUCUCCAUAUUUAUCAGCACGUGGCUAACAGCAGCUGGGUUCAUCCAUUUGGUGGAGAAUUCAGGGGACCCAUGGGAGAAUUUCCAAAACCACCAGCCUCUUACCUACUGGGAAUGUGUCUAUCUGCUCAUGGUGACCAUGUCCACUGUUGGUUACGGGGAUGUGUAUGCAAAAACCACGCUCGGGCGUCUCUUCAUGGUCUUCUUCAUCCUCGGGGGACUGGCCAUGUUUGCCAGCUACGUCCCUGAAAUCAUAGAGUUAAUAGGAAACCGCAAGAAAUACGGGGGCUCCUAUAGUGCGGUUAGUGGAAGAAAGCACAUUGUGGUCUGUGGACACAUCACGCUGGAGAGCGUUUCCAACUUCCUGAAGGACUUUCUGCACAAGGACCGGGACGAUGUCAACGUGGAGAUCGUCUUUCUUCACAACAUUUCCCCUAACCUGGAGCUUGAAGCUCUGUUCAAACGACAUUUUACUCAGGUGGAAUUUUAUCAGGGUUCAGUCCUCAAUCCACACGAUCUUGCCAGAGUCAAGAUAGAGUCAGCAGAUGCGUGCCUAAUCCUUGCCAAUAAGUACUGCGCAGACCCCGAUGCUGAAGAUGCCUCCAACAUCAUGAGAGUCAUCUCCAUAAAGAACUACCACCCGAAGAUAAGAAUCAUCACUCAGAUGCUGCAGUAUCACAACAAGGCCCAUCUGCUAAACAUCCCAAGCUGGAAUUGGAAAGAGGGGGAUGAUGCAAUCUGCCUCGCGGAGCUGAAGCUGGGGUUCAUCGCCCAGAGCUGCCUGGCUCAAGGCCUCUCCACCAUGCUCGCCAACCUCUUCUCCAUGAGGUCAUUCAUAAAGAUUGAGGAAGACACAUGGCAGAAAUACUACUUGGAAGGAGUCUCAAAUGAAAUGUACACAGAAUAUCUCUCCAGUGCCUUCGUGGGUCUGUCCUUCCCUACUGUUUGUGAGCUGUGUUUUGUGAAGCUCAAGCUUCUAAUGAUAGCCAUUGAGUACAAGUCUGCCAACCGAGAGAGCCGUAUAUUAAUUAAUCCUGGAAACCAUCUUAAGAUCCAAGAAGGUACUUUAGGAUUUUUCAUCGCAAGUGAUGCCAAAGAAGUUAAAAGGGCAUUUUUUUACUGCAAGGCCUGUCACGAUGACAUCACGGAUCCCAAAAGAAUAAAAAAAUGCGGCUGCAAACGGCUCAAGGUUGGAGCUAGAUCACGCUAUUCCAAAGACCCAUUUGAGUUCAAGAACACAACUCACAAUUCUCGGCUUGUGACCGAGCCAGUUGAAGAUGAGCAGCCGUCAACACUGUCACCCAAAAAAAAGCAGCGCAACGGAGGCAUGCGGAACUCACCCAGCUCCUCGCCCAAGCUGAUGAGGCAUGACCCCUUGUUAAUUCCUGGCAAUGAUCAGAUUGACAACAUGGACUCCAACGUGAAGAAGUACGACUCUACUGGGAUGUUUCACUGGUGUGCACCCAAGGAGAUAGAGAAAGUCAUCCUGACUCGAAGUGAAGCCGCCAUGACCGUCCUGAGUGGCCACGUGGUGGUCUGCAUCUUUGGGGAUGUCAGUUCAGCCCUGAUUGGCCUCCGGAACCUGGUGAUGCCGCUGCGUGCCAGCAACUUUCACUACCAUGAGCUCAAGCACAUCGUGUUUGUGGGUUCCAUCGAGUACCUCAAGCGGGAAUGGGAGACGCUUCACAACUUCCCCAAAGUGUCCAUAUUGCCUGGUACACCAUUAAGUCGGGCUGAUUUAAGGGCCGUCAACAUCAACCUCUGUGACAUGUGCGUUAUCCUGUCAGCCAAUCAGAAUAAUAUUGAUGAUACUUCGCUGCAGGACAAGGAAUGCAUCUUGGCGUCACUCAACAUCAAAUCUAUGCAGUUUGAUGACAGCAUCGGGGUCUUGCAGGCUAAUUCCCAAGGGUUCACACCUCCAGGAAUGGACAGAUCCUCUCCAGAUAACAGCCCAGUACAUGGGAUGUUACGCCAGCCCUCCAUCACGACUGGGGUCAACAUCCCCAUCAUCACUGAACUAGCUAAACCUGGCAAGUUGCCUUUGGUAUCAGUCAAUCAGGAAAAAAACAGUGGGACGCACAUUCUAAUGAUAACUGAACUGGUGAAUGAUACUAAUGUUCAGUUUUUGGACCAAGACGAUGACGAUGACCCCGACACAGAACUGUACCUCACGCAGCCCUUUGCAUGUGGGACAGCGUUUGCCGUCAGCGUCCUGGAUUCACUCAUGAGCGCGACAUACUUCAAUGACAACAUCCUCACCCUGAUACGGACCUUGGUGACCGGAGGAGCCACACCAGAGCUGGAGGCUCUGAUUGCCGAGGAGAAUGCUCUACGUGGGGGCUACAGCACCCCCCAGACACUGGCCAAUAGGGACCGCUGCCGCGUGGCCCAGUUAGCACUGCUGGAUGGGCCCUUUGCGGACCUGGGGGAUGGUGGUUGUUAUGGUGAUCUGUUCUGCAAAGCUCUGAAAACAUAUAAUAUGCUUUGUUUUGGAAUUUAUCGGCUGAGAGAUGCUCACCUCAGCACCCCCAGCCAGUGCACGAAGAGGUAUGUCAUCACCAACCCUCCGUACGAGUUUGAGCUCGUGCCGACGGACCUGAUCUUCUGCUUAAUGCAGUUUGACCACAACGCCGGCCAGUCCCGGGCCAGCCUCUCCCAUUCCUCCCACUCGUCCCAGUCCUCCAGCAAGAAGAGCUCCUCCGUUCACUCCAUCCCAUCCACAGCAAACCGACAGAACCGGCCCAAGUCCCGGGAGUCCCGAGACAAACAGAAGUACGUGCAGGAAGAGCGGCUCUGAUAUGUGUAUCCACUGCCUCCGUGUGUGAAACUGUAUCUGCCACUCAUUUCCCCAGUGGGUGUUUCCAACAGUAACUUUUCCCCUUUUCCCCUGUAGUCCCCCCCCUUUUUUACACAUAUUUGCAUAUGUAUGAUAGUGUGCAUGUGGUUGUCAUUUUUAUUCCACCACCAUAAAACCCUUGAGCACAACAGCAAAUAAGCAGACGGACCAAAAGUUAUUUAUGAUUCUAGGGGAAAAAUAACCCAAAGGCAUGCUCCAGACAUAAAUAGCUCACUGCAGGAACGAGUUCACAGAUGAGAAGGGAGCGCUUGAGAUCCAUGUCAGUUACGCAAAGCAAGUUUAGUUAGUGUAGAAGAAAAGUUUCUUCUGAUGUAUCAGGAUUACCAGGGUGCUUUGGGUUUUGAUUUUGUUGUUGUUUUCCUUUCUUUCUCUUUUUUUUUAAAAUAUAUAUAUACACACAAUAAUAUAUACACACAUUUAUUUGAAAAAAGCAACCUGAAAGCAACCAAAACAUAUCAGUUGUUUCCACUCUCUGGGCCAAAGUAUCGCAGAGCAUUUGAAAGGCUUUCGCCGUUUCUGUAGAUGAUGAUGAAGCAUCUGCUUGUUAGAACAUCGGAGAUUUUUUAGUUCCUCAGCAAGGCCUUUUGUCCCAGAGCUAGUGCUUCCUUUGGGAGUUCAUAUGAACAUAUCUACCCUUACUAUGAGGAAAGAAUAGGAUUCCCUUCACGGAUGUAUCAAAUGCAAGUCAUUUAAUUUAAGUGAAAAGAGGUUUGAUUGCAUAUUAAGUUGUUAUCCUGUCUCCUUAUGCUGCCAUAUGAAUAGCUAUUUUUUUCUAUCACUUUUGACAUUUGGGAUGAAAAGCCAUAUGUAUCAUAAAUAUCAGAUGUAAGUCAUUAAAAACUGCCUUCCUGGGACUUUUACAUCUUUUAAAAGGUGAAUUACUUACCUUAUGUACAGAAUAAAUAAUGCUCAGGAAAGAGCAAGUAUUUUUCCACACAUUCUCAGGGGACCUUUUUACUCCCCUUUGUUUGAUUAGCUAGGGCCCCAGUGCCAGGGAGGAGCAAGGGCUGGGGCCGCGGUAGAGAGAGAGGAAGAUAAACCCAGCAGCGGAUCAUGUUCUCCUAGGAGCCGACAUGCUAAAUAAAUCAGAAUGUGGGAGGAUCAAGCCACAGUUGACUCAACAAAGACAAAAGCCAGCUACCACCUUCAACGGUUGGCACAGCUGCACGAUGCUGACUGUCCCAGGGCAGAAAGCUGGUGGGAAAAAUUCCCCAUCGUGAAUCUCUUUAACGUAGCCAAUCCGCUUAGGCAGGGGAAUGACAGUGAUAGAGAGCGACCCCCUUGUCAUUACCAGAUGGGGGAGAAGCAACAGAGUGCAACCGUGAGCCAAACACAUUUUGGUGUAAUUUUUUUUUCUUUCACUUUCUUUCUUUUUUUAAAGUUAGUAAGCAUGAGCAAAAUGGUAGAAAAAUAACCCUUUUUUCAAUAUACAGUUGUCAGAUACUUUAUGCAUGCAAAUCAUGUUUUAGGCAGUACAUCAGUUCUUACAAAUCGGCCAACUCCACCAUACCCAAAUUCUUGUAUGGAUGGACCUGCCCUGGGCUGCUACAGAUAUAUUUGAAAUAUUUACUUGAAAACAAAUUCCAUCGACUAGCACGGGGGGCGGGGAGGAGAAAAAUGUCACAGCUGUAACCAUCUCUAAAAAAGGUGUUUUUAUGGUGAACGUUUUGGGUUUAGAUCUUGGAUCUCCUGUCCCCCCAAGCAUGAUAGUUUUGGAGAUUUGCUUGCUGUGUGAAUUGACAAGCACUUUUACUGACAAAAUGGCGAAGCUCAGUCAGAACCUCCGUCCCCAUACCCAAGACAGGGCAGCGCAGUGUUCCAAUCAGUAUCGGGGUGGGGACUCACUCUAUAUACAUAUAUUAAAAAGCCCUAUGAGUGGAAGAUUUUUUUCAAAUUAUUUUUUGUCCAUAUAUAUAUUGAUUUAUAUAUUACGUAUAACUCUCUUUUUAUAUAUUACUAUAUAUAUACACAUAUAUACAUAUAUAUGUAUAUAUAUACACACACAUACACACACAUCUCCCCUAGUCUUGGAUCAUGAAGAGCUCUUCAUGCAUUCUUUGCAAAGGAGGUUAUCAAGUUAUGCCCUCAGGACAUUUAUAACUAUAAGCAUGUGCCAGUUAAAGUGCUCAACAGGAACUAUGACAGUUUAAAAGCAUUGUAAAACUCACAUAGCUUACUUCUCUCUCUAAAGUGCAACAAGGAUGACUAGAAUGGGCCAAGGUAUGACGAUUAAUGGUUCUGCAUGACCUAGCCACUGCUGGGGGUUUUCUUCUAUAACGUUGUCCUUGUGAAAACUUUUGUGAAAUUAAAA